This is a messenger RNA of Clunio marinus, 2529 nucleotides long. The record is from the annotation of a GenBank genome assembly. NCBI's taxonomy places the organism in Eukaryota, Metazoa, Arthropoda, Insecta, Diptera, Chironomidae.
GAAUUCUUCCGCAAGAAGAAAAUCCAAAGCUAAAAAUAGAUUUAUAAAAAAUCAUUAUUCUCUGUGUGUGAAAAGGAAAAUCUCGUGAAUUCUUAAAAGUGAUUGUAAAAAAGAAAAAUUAAAACAUGAAACAAAGUUUAUUUUCAUUCAUUUCGUGAUAUUCAAUAUGGAAGUUAGAUCAGAAAUUUACGAUGAAACUGAUUUUGGAAGUGUUGCUAUCAGCAGUGGAAAUGUAAUUUCCAAAUUCCGAUUCAAUUUACAAUCAAAUCAGGAGGAUGUCAUGAAGCAACUGCAACAUGAUGACGAUUCGGAUGUGAUUGUGCCAAGAAGGAAGAACGAGUUCAUUGAAAUCGAGCACAAAAAGUCGACAGUGUUGUCAGAAGUUGGCCUUCAAGUGUGGCGUGGCGCUUUUCUUCUCAAUGACUUCAUUUUAAGUAACCGGGAUUUAUUUUCGAAUAAAAACAUUCUUGAACUUGGAAGUGGCGUCGGAUUGACUAGCAUUUUAGCUAGUGUUUAUGCAAAGAAAGUCAUUUGUACGGAUAUCAACAUAAGCGGGAUUUUAGAUUUAAUUAGAAGAAAUGUUGAGUUGAAUAAAAGUUUUCAAAGAUACCAGAACAACAUUGAUGUACUGGAAUUGGAUUUCCUUUCAAAAAGCUUUUCUGUGAAACUCGAAAAAGAAUUGAAAAGUCUUGAAAUUGUUUUAGCUGCUGAUGUAAUUUAUGAUGACGAUAUCACCGAUGGACUUAUUAAAACAAUUAUUAAACUGUUUAAAAUGUCACCAAAGUUAUCGGAAUUGUACAUGGCAUUGGAAAAGCGUUAUGUGUUCGUCGAGUCUGUCUGCGCCCCAAUGUAUGAACAUUUCUUAAAGAAUUUCCAACAAGCUUCAAGUGGAGUGCUAAAAUUUUCAGAAAUAUCAACUCAAUUUCCACAAUAUUUUGACUACGAUAGAUAAUUUGAGAAAAGUUUUAUUAAUAAUAUGGAAAAAUACUCCACGAAAGAUGUUAAUGGAGCAACAACUUCAAACUUAAACAUUUCAAUUGUUGGUGCAGGUCUGGUCGGUUCGCUAGCAGCGAUUCAUUUAGGAAAACGAGGGCAUAAAAUUAAGUUGUAUGAGUACCGCGAAGACAUAAGAACAGCUGAACUUGUUAUUGGAAGAAGUAUCAACUUAGCUUUGUCAGCUCGUGGAAGAAAAGCUUUGGCGGAAGUCGGUCUGGAAGACAAGCUUCUUGAACAUGGAAUCCCAAUGUAUGCUCGAAUGAUACACAAUCUCGAUGAAAGCCACAAAAUCAUUCCAUAUGACAAUAAAAGUUCUCAAGCAAUUUAUUCAGUCGGACGUAAAUAUUUGAAUGAAAUUCUACUCAAUGCCGCUGAAAAGUAUCCCAACAUCGAACUGAAGAUUAACAGGAAAUUGUCAGGUGGUCAAGUGUCGAAUGGUGAAAUGAUUUUCACAGACACGUUUACAAAAGAAGAAGAAAAAGUUUCAUCGGAUUUAAUUGUGGGAUGUGACGGAGCAUUUAGUAGUGUACGACGUGAAAUGUUGAAGAAGCCAGGAUUCAAUUACAGUCAAACUUACAUCGAACAUGGCUAUCUGGAACUUUGCAUUCCACCUGCGAAGGAUGGUGGAUUUAAAAUGCCGGAAAAUUAUCUUCACAUUUGGCCACGGGGAAAAUUCAUGAUGAUUGCAUUGCCGAAUCAAGAUCGAACAUGGACAGUCACACUUUUCAUGCCUUUCGAAAAUUUUGAUGCUAUUAAAAGUUCAUCAGAUCUUUUAAGCUUCUUCAAUAUUUACUUUGCUGACUCGAUUCCACUAAUCGGUGAAGAGCGGUUGAUUAAAGAUUUCUUUAAGACACCGGCUCAACAUUUGGUAGCUAUCAAGUGUCGCCCUUAUCACAUCUCUUCGAAAGUUUUGCUUAUCGGCGACGCGGGUCAUGCUGUUGUGCCUUUUUAUGGCCAGGGAAUGAAUGCCGGCUUUGAAGACUGCUCGAUACUUACCGAACUUUUCACUCAAUACGACAGUAAUUUGGAGAAAAUUUUACAAGAGUUUAGUGAUCAGAGAUGGGAAGAUGCACAUGCAAUAUCUGACUUGGCGAUGUAUAAUUACGUUGAGAUGAGAGAUCUUGUUAACAAACGAUCUUAUUUGAUGCGCAAAGCAUUCGACGACUUUCUUUUCUGGUUGAUGCCCAACUUUUGGGUGCCUUUGUACAAUUCAGUGUCAUUCAGUCACAUGCCCUAUAAGAAAUGCGUGGAUAAUCGAGCAUGGCAAGAUAAAAUGUUAAGCAAAGUGUUCAAGUUUGUCGGCUUUCUCGUUUUAUGCGGUGCUGGUGUUGGAAUUUAUUCCUUCACUCGUAGACUUAACAUCAACACGGAAAUAAUCGAAUGGAUUGAAAAACUUAAGUUUAAUUAAUAAAACAUCUUAAUAGCACUUGAGCUUUAUUUUGUACAAAAAUAUUCAAUAUAGACAUCUGAGUAGUUGUUUUCAACAUAAAAGCGUAAAAAAUAUGGAAUAAAAUAAAUAUUUCUCAAACAAUA